UCCAGGCCAGAACCGUUUCGAAAUGGCCCCCAAAGCUGCUUCCAAGACCCCAGCCGGCGCAGGCAAGGCGCCCGCGACAACUGCCGGCAAGGCACCAGCGACCAAGGAAGCUGGCAAGAAGACCGCGCCCGCUUCAGGCGACAAGAAGAAGAGGACAAAGACCCGCAAGGAGACCUACAGCUCGUAUAUCUACAAGGUCCUGAAGCAGGUGCACCCAGACACCGGUAUCUCGAACCGCGCAAUGUCCAUCCUCAACUCCUUCGUCAACGACAUCUUCGAGCGCGUCGCCACCGAGGCCAGCAAGCUCGCCGCAUACAACAAGAAGUCCACCAUCUCAUCACGCGAAAUCCAGACCUCCGUGCGACUCAUCCUACCUGGUGAGCUUGCGAAGCACGCCGUCUCCGAAGGCACCAAGGCCGUCACCAAGUACUCUUCCUCCACGAAGUAAGCGCUUGGUCACGAGUUGCUUGCGUGUUCUUUCAACAUGGUCAUGAUGGUGGGCGUUAACUGAGUGCGCGAUAAUGCGAUCACGGGCUGGGGUGUUUUCCAUGAUGCUGCUAUUUCUCUACAUUGCUGAUACCAUGGGGUCUCCGAAGAGGAAGCUGCUGCAGCAGGCGGCAAAGGAUAGGCCUGCAUUUGCCAUGAUGGGUCUGUACAGUAGCAGCAGACAGCAGCGAUGAGUCUUCGAGAAGAAGGCGCGAAUGCAUGACUUGAUACAUCACUUCGUCUUCCUUCCUCAACGUCACCUGGAAUUUAUCCUCUUGCUUCGUCUCUGUAACUUGCACAGGGUGAGAGCCGCUGUUUCCAGUUUUCGCGAUGCAC
Messenger RNA from Baudoinia panamericana UAMH 10762, 822 nucleotides. RefSeq lists its product as uncharacterized. Gene Ontology annotation, cellular component: nucleosome. Gene Ontology annotation, biological process: nucleosome assembly. Gene Ontology annotation, molecular function: protein heterodimerization activity; DNA binding; structural constituent of chromatin. The record is from RefSeq and is a predicted model, not a curated record. The coding region runs from base 23 to 448 and encodes 141 amino acids. NCBI's taxonomy places the organism in Eukaryota, Fungi, Ascomycota, Dothideomycetes, Mycosphaerellales, Teratosphaeriaceae. The transcript has 4 exons.